GUCUAUGGUGGGUUUCCUCACAGACCCUGUUUGCAGUGGCUGUGUGUGUGGCAUGUAGCAUUCGCCACACUACUGCGGGUUUGUUUCUAUCGUACGUAGACUGAGACAGGGAGAUAAGGUUUUGAAAAUGCUGUUUCCAGUGAACUUGUCCUUUGUGCUUUUGCCUAAAGGGAUGCCAAGAGGAGACAUGGCAAAACCACUCCUAGGUCGCCGGAAUAUGGAGAGCAAUCCAGAUCUCGCCCCGGCUGCUGGCCGAACCGUAGGGAUCCUGGGAAGUGGAGACUUUGCACGCUCAUUGGCUACACGUCUGGUGUACUCAGGUUUCCAAGUGGUGGUCGGAAGCCGCAAUCCAAAGCGCUGCGCGGGCCUCUUUCCUUCAGCAGCUGAAGUAACUGGCCAGGCAGAUGCUGCAAAGAAGACAGAUGUUAUUUUUGUGGCAGUUUUCAGGGAACAUUACUCCACACUCUCUGACCUGACGGAUGUGCUGGCUGGCAAAAUACUGGUGGAUGUCAGCAACAACACUGAAAUUAACCAUCACAAAGAAUCAAAUGCCGAGUACUUGGCUUCUCUUUUCCCAGCCUGCACUGUCGUCAAAGGAUUUAAUGUGAUAUCCGCAUGGACCUUACAGUCAGGUCCCAGAGACGGGAAUAAGCAGGUCUUGAUUUGCUGUGAUAAUCAAGAAGCCAAGCGUACAGUCGCUGAAAUUGCUCAGGUCAUGGGGUUCACCCCUGUGGACAUGGGCUCCUUGUCUUCAGCCUGCGAGAUGGAGAACAUUCCCCUGCGCCUCCUCCCAGCUUGGAAAAUCCCUGUCUUUUUGGCCCUGGGUCUCUUUCUCUGUUUCUACACCUACAACUUCAUCAGACAAGUCUUACACCCUUACAUCUGGGAACAGAAAAACAAGUUCUACAAGAUCCCAGUGGAGGUGGUCAAUAGCACGCUGCCCUGCGUAGCCUACGUCAUGCUCUCUCUCGUUUAUCUACCCGGGGUCCUGGCCGCCUCCUUCCAGCUGCACUAUGGCACAAAGUACAGACGCUUUCCUGACUGGCUAGACCAGUGGCUGCAGCACAGAAAGCAGAUUGGCCUUCUGAGUUUCUUUUGCGCAGCCUUGCACGCCGUGUACAGCCUCUGCUUGCCCAUGCGCCGAUCCCAUCGGUAUCAGUUAAUUAACGCAGCCGUCAAGCAGGUCAUGGAGAAGAAGACUGAUGCCUGGAUAGAGGAGGAGGUCUGGAGAAUGGAGAUUUACGUCUCUUUUGGAAUAAUGGCCCUAGGCCUGCUGUCAUUACUUGCCAUAACUUCACUUCCCUCCAUCGCAAACUCUCUCAACUGGAGGGAAUUCAGUUUCAUUCAGUCCACCCUUGGAUUUAUUGCCCUGGUAGUCAGCACCCUACACACCCUCACCUUUGGAUGGACAAGGGCCUUUGAUGAAAACCAAUACAAAUUCUAUCUGCCGCCAAGUUACACACUCACACUACUGGUGCCAUGUACUGUGAUCUUAGCGAAAAUAUUCUUUCAUUUGCCCUGUAUCCACCAAAGACUGCGGCGCAUUCGGAACGGCUGGGAAAAGGGAAGGUAUGUGAAAUUCACACUGCCCAGUGCAACUGGUGAAUAUUCAAGCGGAGAAAGUUCCAGUAAUGUGUAGCAAAGCCUCUCUUAUGAUGGAGAAUUUCAAAGCACUAUGAAGAUUUCUUGAGGUUUUUCAUAAUUGUGUAUGUUUGGUAUAAUUGCCUUGUGGGUUGAUAUUCAUAGUUGGUGACUUUAGAAAAUCAGUUACUGUUAAAUUAGUUUAUACAGUAAUAUUUAAAAUAUAUUGCUGAUUUGCUAGCAUGAUUGUUGCCUUAAAAAAUCAUCAUGACAUUUGAGAGAGCAGCUGUAAAUAUAUGUAGAAAACAAAUGGAAUUCUAUAGGUCAUAUUGGUCGAUUGAGAUAGUAGCUGGUGGUACUCUGUACUGACAUUUCUCUGUUGGGGCCCCAGCUGCUUUCUUUUUUAAAUAGCAGGAGGGACAGUUUGUAUCCCAUAUGAUUAUGAAGAAAUCCUUCUGCAUGUGACCUGAUGGACCAUAUGAAUCUGCUGCUAAACCAAAACAAUGGUUCUGAGCAGUGUGAGCAGUCCCUGGGGUUGUUCCACAUGGGAAGCUGGGUGAGGACAGUAUAAAUCUCAACAUAAACAACUUAACUCCUGCCACUAUAGCAGAAACAUCCAGUGACUUGGAGACCUGUGGGAUGUGCUUCCAAACUUGACCCCUGGACACAACAAAUUGGAUGGCACAUCUCAGUAUUCACUACUUUCUCAAAUGUGAACAGUGCAUUUUUUGAUCUUGUAGAUGUGGGCGAUGCAUGUGCAUAUUUGUACAGUUGGAAGAGUUGAUUUAUUUCCAAAAGUUAUAAUAGAUUUUGAAGACAGCGCCGUGCCUGAAGUGCAUUUACACCUUAGCGUAAUCCGCAGUGGUCAUUGCGAUCACACGUUCUCAGCGAUGUGAAACCAAAGUUUAGUGCAUCCCCUAAUGGAAGGAGUGUAAAGAUAAGCUCCAAAAGGACUCGCAGCUUCAUGAUAUUGACUCUGGGCUCUGGGGAAAUGACAGCUGCCAGCUGAAUUAGCAUUUAAUAAUGGGGCGACGCUGUUUGAAACUACUCUUAUUAAACUCAAAUCAACGUGUCCAACUACAUCUACAACAACAACUAUCAGGUGUAUUUGUUUCACCACCAGCAAUGACACAUCUGCCCUCUCUGUGACAGAUCCAGAACCUCCAAAAAAUGGGACUUUACAGCUGUGAACAUUCUCACAAAGGCUAAAACUCAUCUGUCUCCGACCAAGUCUCAGUCAUAGAAUGGACACCAACAUAGCUACAUAUUAUGGGCCUGAUUCCCCAGUGCCUUGCACCUUCAAGAGUCAUUUACUCAGCUACAAAGUGAGUAUCAUACAUUAGCAUCAUACGCUGUUACAUGCCGCCAUGUGUAUCAUCUCUGGCACCCUGCAUCUGACUCCACUCCCAUGGCUUCCAGUUCUGAGCAAUAUUGCUCCUCCUCCUAUCAGACGAGAGGUUGCCACUGGCAGGUUACUAGAGAAAGUACACGCCAACUUAAGCCUGCCGCUGCACAAUGACCUUUUUAAACCACCAGCUGCAUGUUUGCCAUCACGUCACCCAUUAUGGUCUCAUCUGCCACAUCAGGAUGUUAGGGCGGAAACAUUCUGGCGAGAGGAAUGGAUAUCUGUUAUAAUCCCCAACCAGUCCCUCGUUGCCAACCCCACAAUUUGCCCGCCUGGUUUUGACCUGCCCUGUCGCCAAUGGUCCCUGUUGAACAGGUUCCGGACCAGGCAACGUCUCUGUGCAGCCAACCAGUAUCACUGGGGCCUUUGUGACAGCCCUUUGUGCAACUGCAGCACAACACAGACAAUGCCGCACGUUGUCGAGGAAUGCCUGCUGACUAGGGUCAACGGUGUCCUAGAAGAACUGCAUCACACCACUGAAGAUGCCAUCGCUUGGCUGGAUGACUAUGCACCCGCGAAAUAAAAAUACUAGCAUCAUUUGGCAGAACUUCUCACUUACUUGGCACAGGAGUGAAUGAUGCCCACACUCUGUGCAAGGCAGUGGAGAAUCAGACCCUAUAUUCGUUUUUCUUUAUCACAACGAUUGUUCAGACUGUCCACAGUCUAAAUUAAUACACCAUUCUUGAUUGAAAACAAACCAAUGUCGUAGAUGCUUUACAACACUUACAAAUCCACAAUCUUUGCCCCAUAGAGAUUACAACUUGUCUGUCUACGACGACUGCCAUGCUUUACAACAGAUCCUUUAAAAAGGAGAAUCAAGAGGAAAUAGAAGAAUUACAACAAAGUAAGAUGUUAGGAUCUGGUUGUAAUAACCUUGUUUCCUACAACAGAGUAAAGUACACAAGUUGCUGUUGGACAGUGCCUUGAAGACAGGUGUCAAUACCUGAAUCACCAGAGAAUUUUUAAAAGUUGCUGCUGAUCAGAACUUGCUGUUCAGCCUUAAACUGUUGGAGAGAGUAAGACUUACAAGCUGCUACUAAUAGUCCCCCGAUGAUAUUCAGGUAUUUCUGCUGUUGUGUAAGAGUCACCCUGGAAUCUCAAAACACCAUGUCUUCCUAAUGAAUACAAGGAAAUCAAGACAAGAGUCAGUGUGCUGGAUUUCACAAUCAAAUGAUAAUUCCUUCAAUAAGAAGGGAGUUAGUGUGUGUCCCUGUUGUGCCUUUCAGGGCAGGGAGAAUUAUCGAGAACCCCUCCAUGCUCAGAUCAUUAUCUGCUAACGUUACUCACAAAGCAGAUAGAUUUGACAGUAAUAUGUGCAACUGAAUGGCAAAUUACAGCUUCUGUGAGAGGUCUGAGUCAAAAUCACCUCUGGUGUAAUUCCAUCCACUUCAAUUUAACUCCUGGAAGUGAAUUUGAAUUCAGUCCACUUACUCAUUCCAGCCUCCUGCUGUAUUUCAUCAUCAGGCAAAGCCAACAUAAAAUCACUAGUUUUCACAUUUUCUGGCUAAGGUAAAGAAUCCUGAUUCUGACGCUUAUUCUCACAUCUGUGCUUCCUCUCACUCCUCUGCAGCAGGCAACCUGGUAGACUGCUACAAUGUUAGCAAAAAAGAGGAGAUGGAGAGAAAGUUGCAUGAGCCUUAGGCUUUGUCUUCAGUGUGUGUUUAAAAAAAAACAAAAAAACUUUUUUUUUAAUACCAAGAUAACUUUUGCACUGAGACACAGGGUUUGACAUCAACAGGACCACUCGCAGAGCAAGAAGUGGUAGGGCUGAACCUGAAGUGAGCUGUAGCUCACGAAAGCUCAUGCUAAAAUAAAUUUGUUAGUCUUUAAGGUGCCACAAGUACUCCUGUUCUUUUUGCGGAUACAGACUAACACGGCUGCUACUCUGAAACCUGUAGAUCAGGGGUAGUCAAUAGGUGGGCCAAAGCUGGACCACCAAUCACUUUUGAUUGAACCCCAAAAUAUUUGUAUUUACUUAUUAUCGUUAUUGUUGAGUUUCUUAUUAUUUUCUUUGGAGUCUGGAUCUUGCCUAUACCUUGACCAAGAAAUCUGGACCUUGACAAAAAAUAAAGUUGACUACCCCGGGACCAAUUUCUCUACCUACUGAACGUAAGUCCUCACUCGUGCAACUUUCAGAAUGGCUCUACCCUUUGGGGUCUGUAUUCUAAAUCCUUGAUACUAAAAUUUUGAAUAAUUUAUUUUGUAGAAAUAAUAAUUUUUAAAAAGUGUAAAGAAAACUUUGGAAAUGCUCUUUGCUUUUUUAACUUCUUUCCCCACUGCAUUAUUUGAUGUAGCUAGGGGAUGGAGGAAUGUUAGCUUAAACAUUUCCUUGUUACUGUUAUUAUUUUGUACUUGGUGUUUGUAUAUUUUGUUGCAAGAUUUAUAGCUGAAAUGACAAGCUGUUUGUAUUUUUAUUUUCUGUUUUGCUUACUUUGUGCCUUUAGGGUAUAAGAACCUAUUGCAAAGCUGUGAGAACAGGGCCAGUUUUAAUCCUCUUUCAUCAUUGGCCUCUUAGUCUUACAAUUAUAGCUCUAUAAAGAUAGAAUGAAUGUGCCUGUAUAAUGGCAUCAUUACUCACUCAUUCUUGUGUGCUGUCUCUUUUUCUAUAGACAAUACAAUGUUAAUCUAAAGUAUCUUUCCAUUAAAUAAAGCUAUCAAUAAAGUGACGUGAUUGUCCAGGAUUUAAAUGUGAGAAACAAAACACACCAACGUAAGCAGCUGGUAUUUGCUAUUGUGAUGGGAGAAGAUACUACCUAGAAGGAUCAAUGCUCUGAUAGACUUGUCAGUUCUAUGUCAUAUGAGUGUAGGAGGGAAUAUUCCACAUAUUUGCAUUAGUUACAGCUGUAAUAGAUAUUUAAUUACAUAGGCCUCUGUGGAUGCUGACCUUGGAUAUUGUACAAGUGGUAGCAGCUCAGGAAUAGCAGAGCUUAAUUCAGUAAGCAAAAAGUUGCCCUAAUAUAGAGCUAAAAAAGAAGGGGACAAUGGAUGAGUUUAAUGAGUGGAAAGAUGCAAUCUUUAACACUGCCUCUUUGACCUCAGUUCCUUUAGUCCAGGGGUUCUCAAACUGGGGGUCGGGACCCCUCGGGGUCGUGAGGUUAUUACAGGGGGGUUGCAAGCUGUCAACCUCCGCCCCAAACCCGGCUUUGCUCCAGCAUUUAUAGAGGUGUUAAAUAUAUUAAAAAGUGUUUUUGAUUUAUAAGGGGGUCGCACUCAGAGGCUUGCUAUGUGAAAGGGGUCACCAGUAAAAAAGUUUGAGAGCCACUGCUUUAGUCACUACCUCAAGGAAGUGGGAUAACAGAUCCACCACUUCUAGAUUCACAGUGUUGUAUUUUAAUGAGCUAAUUUGUAAAUUGAUUUUAAUGAGUUAAUUUAAAUUCCUGUGCUAAAGUUUAGCCUCUGCAGGUACAGCUCUCUGACACUUUCCUUAUUAUACAGGGCUUUUAGCAAUGUGUUUGGUCUCCCGCUCUUCAGGGAUUUACUUACAAAGUGAUUUAUCAAACUAUGGUUAAAUCUUAAGGGGGAUGCGAUUGCUUGAAAACUGCUAUAAGGUGUAUUUCAUAAAAUCUCUCCAAGUCACCUAGAAGACUAGCACAGGUCCCACUAGCUGUUACAUCUGAAUGUUUUGUCACUGUUUGUGUAUUCUGUAUCUCAAAAUUUCAUGCAUUAAGUUAGUGGAAUCGGUAGAUUGUGCCUUAGCUUUGAAACAAUGGAUUUGUUACACUAGGGAGGCUUGGUUCAAUGUAUUGUUUAGUGAGUGACAGUUUUUAAGAACUCCUAUACAGACU
Messenger RNA from Mauremys mutica (yellowpond turtle), 6771 nucleotides. It is a transcript of the gene STEAP3, whose product is annotated as STEAP3 metalloreductase. Gene Ontology annotation, biological process: copper ion import. NCBI's taxonomy places the organism in Eukaryota, Metazoa, Chordata, Testudines, Geoemydidae. Gene Ontology annotation, cellular component: plasma membrane; endosome. Gene Ontology annotation, molecular function: ferric-chelate reductase (NADPH) activity; cupric reductase (NADH) activity. The coding region runs from base 128 to 1639 and encodes 503 amino acids. The transcript has 4 exons. The record is from RefSeq and is a predicted model, not a curated record.